UUUACGCCGCUCAACGGACGCAUGUUUGUAGUAGUGAGAGCACUCAUGGCUGAAGCUAACAGAGAUUAGCUUAUUGGUUAGUUAGUGUGGUCGGUGUUGGAUCCGAGGGCCGGGUGGAGCUCUGAAGGCUCGGUAUUGGUGAGGUCACUGGCGGCCCUGGUUCCCAGUUCGGUGUUGGACCAACAUGUUUAGCUGCGGCCGGUUCGCCCUUCAGGUUCUGCUCAGACAGCCCGCGGUCAGGAGCUUCUCCCUGACUCCUGCUCAGCACACGGUUAUAGUGGAGCGAUGGUGGCAGGUCCCUUUGUCCAAAGAGGGCAGUCCGCCGAGGCUUUACCCCCGAAGACACAGAGUCUACAAGCUAGUCGAGGAUACUAAACAUGCUCCCAAGGAGAAGAUGGAGCUCAUUCUCACCCAAACUGUAGAAAAACUCGGUGGGAGAGGCGAUACUGUAUUUGUGAAGAAGUCCAUCGGGCGAAAUAGGCUGCUGGCCCAAGGCCUCGCCGUUUAUCCAUCACCGGAGAAUAAACAGAUGUUUGCUGAGGAGCUGAGACUUCUGCGUGAGGGACAACCAGAACAGAGAUUACAAACCAGAACAGGACAACUGACAGUUGAGCUCCUUAAGCGAUCCAAGCUAAAAAUCAUCAAAACGCUGUCUGACGACUUCCAGCUCACUAAAGAAGUCGUCUGCAGACAGUUUGAAAAGAAGCUGGGAAUUGUUGUUCCGCCUCAUGCGUUGAGUCUGCCGUUUGAGCCAAUAAAGGAACUGGGAGAGUACUGGUGUGAUAUUACAGUUAAUGGGAUGGACACCGUUCGCAUUCCCAUCUCCCUGUUGCCGUACGAAGAUCAGUCCGCGGUCCACAAGAAGCAGCUGCGGGCGCAACGGAAGCUGCUGGCGGCCGAACGCGACUCGCAGGCUGACGCCGAGGAGGACGACGCCAUUUUAACGGCCGUUUCUGAAGCACAGGAAGCGGAACACGGUAAAGACUCAACAACCGUCCAAACCCAGCAGGGAUCAACGUCACCGCCGACUGGAAACUCUGAUCAAAAGUAAAGGACUAACAAAUAUUUUAGAAAUAUCAAGCUGAUGGUUUUUAUUUCGCUAAACAAAAAUACAACAUGUAGGAAUAAAUCUUUAUCUCACUUUGGAAUCAGUAAGUUUGUUCUUCAUUAUGGAAAAUAAAAGCUUACUAUUUA
Molecule: messenger RNA, 1194 nt
Organism: Xiphophorus maculatus (southern platyfish)
Lineage: Eukaryota; Metazoa; Chordata; Actinopteri; Cyprinodontiformes; Poeciliidae
Gene: mrpl9
Product: mitochondrial ribosomal protein L9
Exons: 7
Coding region: 185-1051 (288 amino acids)
Biological process (GO): translation
Cellular component (GO): mitochondrion; ribosome
Molecular function (GO): structural constituent of ribosome
Source: RefSeq, a predicted model, not a curated record